Molecule: messenger RNA, 591 nt
Organism: Zasmidium cellare ATCC 36951
Lineage: Eukaryota; Fungi; Ascomycota; Dothideomycetes; Mycosphaerellales; Mycosphaerellaceae
Exons: 3
Coding region: 1-591 (196 amino acids)
Biological process (GO): protein import into nucleus
Cellular component (GO): nucleus
Molecular function (GO): guanyl-nucleotide exchange factor activity; small GTPase binding
Source: RefSeq, a predicted model, not a curated record
AUGGCCAACCCACCUCUCUCCUUCAAAUCUGUCCCCCUCUACGGCGGCGCCAUCACAGCAGAUCUCCCCUCAGACUUCCAAGACGUCAGCACAAUCCGCCAAGUCCCCGACACGCAAGAAGUGCACCUCUCGUCCACAGGCGACACCUCCAUCGUCUUCGACCUGCUCGAACGCGUAGACAAACCCACGGAUGAGGAAGCUGUGAAAUUCCAUUUCGAGGAUAUCUUGGAGGAUGAGAUGGAGGGGGUGAGGGUUUGGGGUGGGGUGGAGGAGGUGCGGGUUCCUGAUCUGCCGGGCGUGAAGGCGUUUACUAUGUUUGCGACGUCCCCUCCCGGCGAGAAACAGCGCGGCCGGGCGCACGAGGCGGAUUUCGUGGGGAUUCUGUUGUUGGUUGUGCGAUUGGAGGGGAAGGGGACGGAUUUGGUGGUGGCGGUGAAUGUGCCGCAUGUAGAAGGGGAGGGAGGGUAUGUGAGGGGAAGUGUGGAUUUGGAAGGGGCGAAGAUGGGGAGGUUGUUGGAGGAGGGGGAGGGGGUGAGGGAGAGGGUGAGGGAGUCGUUGAGGGUGGUGGAUUGGGGGUUGUUUGGGGAGUGA